This is a messenger RNA of Pygoscelis adeliae (Adelie penguin), 1531 nucleotides long. RefSeq names its product PDZ and LIM domain 7 (enigma) (gene PDLIM7). Gene Ontology annotation, cellular component: stress fiber; adherens junction; Z disc. Gene Ontology annotation, biological process: muscle structure development; heart development; actin cytoskeleton organization. The transcript has 10 exons. Gene Ontology annotation, molecular function: actin binding; muscle alpha-actinin binding. The annotation marks the transcript as partial. NCBI's taxonomy places the organism in Eukaryota, Metazoa, Chordata, Aves, Sphenisciformes, Spheniscidae. The record is from RefSeq and is a predicted model, not a curated record.
AUGGGUGACAUGGAGUCCUACAAGGUGAUGCUGAAUGGACCGGCGCCCUGGGGCUUCAGGCUGCAGGGAGGGAAGGAUUUCAGCAUGCCGCUCUCCAUCUCCAGGCUGACGCCGGGCGGGAAGGCGGCCCAGGCUGGCGUAGGAGUGGGCGACUGGGUGCUGUACAUCGACGGGGAGAGCACCAGCUCCAUGACGCACAUCGAGGCCCAGAACAGGAUCCGCGCCUGCGGGGACAGGCUCUGCCUCACCCUGAGCAGAGCCCAGAACCACCUGGGGAAGCCACAGAAGGUACGUGUCGCUCCUGGCGCUGCAGUGGCAGCUCAGCCUCGUCUCAGGGGAGGGGAAUCUCUGCACGUAGAUGGACAAACGGACUUUGCUCCUGGGGCCCACAGGCUUCUAGGGGACCAGGCUCGGCCCUUCGGGGCCGGCUCGCCUCCGAACCCACGGCCCGGGCUGGUGACGAAACCCGUGACGUAUGCGCCCCUGGCGCCCGCCUGCACCCCCCAGCACAAUGGGCAGCCCCUGCAGCUGCUGGAGCCCCCCAGCACUCCCACGUGCGACCCUGUGAAGUUGCAGCUGAUAGAGAAUGCUGAGGACUGGCAGCCCCGUACCGGGACCUUCCAGUCCCGCUCCUUCCGCAAACUGGGUUCAUGCUUGGUGUCGGCUGAGUGCCUGCCCUCUGUCACAUGCAGCCAGUCCCCGCAGCCUCUGGAGUCCCCCAACACCCCCGUGUGCAACCCUGGGAAGCUGCAGCUGAUAGAAGAUGCUGAGGACUGGCAGCCCCGUACCGGGCCCUCCCAGUCCCGCUCCUUCCGCAAACUGGCCCGGCUGACGGGCACAGACGGCACCCCCAGGACCCCCGCUGCCACCCCUGGCCCUGCCAGCCGCCCGCCCUGGGCCGUGGACCCCUUGUUCGCUGAGCGCUAUGCCCCGGACAAGACAAGCACGGUGGUGAGCAAGCACAGCCAGCCAGCCACGCCGACCCCCAUGCAGAACCGCAGCUCCAUUGUGCAGGCGGCGCAGCAGGCCCCUGAAGGGCCCGGCCGCACACCCCUCUGCUACAAGUGCAACAAGGUCAUCAGGGGACGCUACCUGGUGGCGCUGGGACAUUAUUACCACCCCGAGGAGUUCACCUGCUGCCAGUGCAGGAAGGUGCUGGAUGAGAGCGGCUUCUUUGAGGAGAAAGGCUCCAUCUUCUGCCCCAAGUGCUAUGACACGCGCUACGCGCCCAGCUGUGCCAAGUGCAAGAAGAAGAUCACCGGGGAGGUCAUGCACGCGCUGAAGAUGACCUGGCACGUGCAGUGCUUCACCUGUGCUGCCUGCAAAACUCCGAUCCGCAACCGUGCCUUCUACAUGGAGGAGGGACAACCCUACUGCGAGAGAGACUACGAGAAGAUGUUUGGCACCAAGUGCCGCGGCUGCGACUUCAAGAUCGACGCUGGGGACCGGUUCCUGGAGGCGCUGGGGUUCAGCUGGCACGACACUUGCUUCGUUUGUGCGGUGAGCCAUGUGCCUCCUUCCCCAGCUGCUG